Anguilla anguilla (European eel) is the source of this 5813-nucleotide messenger RNA. RefSeq names its product transcription activator BRG1. Gene Ontology annotation, biological process: positive regulation of transcription by RNA polymerase II; chromatin remodeling. The record is from RefSeq and is a predicted model, not a curated record. The transcript has 34 exons. Gene Ontology annotation, cellular component: RSC-type complex; nucleus. Lineage: Eukaryota; Metazoa; Chordata; Actinopteri; Anguilliformes; Anguillidae. The coding region runs from base 272 to 5191 and encodes 1639 amino acids. Gene Ontology annotation, molecular function: histone binding; transcription factor binding; ATP-dependent chromatin remodeler activity.
GGGGGCGCUCCAGCCUCUGUGUGUAGCAUAGGCGCAGCAGUGCAUGCGAACGGGUACAAUCUGAUGAGAAAGGGGGGUUGGAACGAAAGUAAUAGCGGGUUUGGUCGUCCUUUGUUUCAAGCCAGCUAGUAUGCUAGCUAGCUAGCAACCGAGCUGAGGAGCACGAGGGGGGCGGGGAGAUCUAGAGAGGGAGUGUGGACUGGGAGACCUACAUCCGAGGCCGGGGGCAGUGUGUGACAGUUUUAUUUUUGUGAGCAAGACCAGCUGAGAGAUGUCGACUCCUGACCCUCCGAUGGGAGGGACUCCCCGACCGGGCCCCUCCCCAGGCCCCGGGCCCUCACCCGGAGCCAUGCUGGGCCCCAGUCCUGGCCCCUCCCCUGGCUCCACCCACAGCAUGAUGGGACCCAGCCCAGGCCCCCCCUCCUCUGGACACCCCCUCCCGCCACAGGGUCCGGCAGGAUACUCCCAGGAGAACAUGCACCAGAUGCACAAGCCCAUGGAGGGCAUGCAUGAGAAGGGCAUGUCGGAGGACCCCCGCUACGGGCAGAUGAAGGGCAUGGCCAUGAGACCCGGGGGCCACAGCGGGAUGGGACCCCCGCCCAGCCCCAUGGACCAGCAUUCCCAAGGUUACCCCUCUCCGUUGGGUGGCUCUGAGCACGCUCCCAGUCCUGUCCCGGCCAACGGGCCUCCCUCCGGCUCCCUCAUGCCCUCGGGCCCCGGCGGGGUGUCCCUGGAGGCCGGGGACCCCCAGGCCCUGGCCCAGCAGAACCGGAGCGGGGUUCAGGGUGGGGGCGGCACCCCCGGAUCCGCCGGCACCGCCGGCGGGCCCACCCCCUUCAACCAGAACCAGCUGCACCAGCUGCGGGCGCAGAUCAUGGCCUACAAGAUGCUGGCCCGCGGGCAGCCGCUGCCGGACCACCUGCAGAUGGCGGUGCAGGGCAAGCGGCCCAUGCAGGGCAUGCAGCAGCAGCCCGUGACCAGCCUGCCCUCCGCCCCCGGCGCCGGCCCCGGACCGGGCCCCGGGCCCACCCCCGCCAGCUACAGCCGGCCCCACGGAAUGAUGGGGCCCAACAUGCCUCCCCCGGGACCCUCUGGUGUUCCCCCAGGAAUGCAGGGACAGCCCCCCAACGGACCCCCCAAAACAUGGCCAGAAGGCCCGAUGGUGAACGCGGCCGCCCCCUCCAGCGCUCCCCAGAAGCUGAUCCCCCCGCAGCCCACGGGCCGCCCCUCCCCGGCGCCCCCCUCCGUGCCCCCGGCCGCCUCCCCCGUCCUGCCGCCCCAGACCCAGUCGCCCGGGCAGCCCGCCCAGCCCACCCCCAUGGUGCCCCUGCACCAGAAGCAGAACCGCAUCACCCCCAUCCAGAAGCCCUGCGGUCUGGACCCGGUGGAGAUUCUGCAGGAGCGCGAGUACAGGCUGCAGGCUCGCAUCGCUCACCGCAUCCAGGAGCUGGAGAACCUGCCCGGCUCUCUGGCUGGAGACCUGAGGACCAAAGCCAACAUCGAGCUGAAGGCUCUGAGACUGCUCAACUUCCAGAGACAGCUACGGCAGGAGGUGGUGGUGUGCAUGAGGCGUGACUCCGCCCUGGAGACGGCCCUGGACGCCAAGGCCUACAAGCGCAGCAAGCGGCAGUCGCUCCGCGAGGCGCGCAUCACCGAGAAGCUGGAGAAGCAGCAGAAGAUCGAGCAGGAGCGCAAGCGGCGCCAGAAGCACCAGGAAUACCUCAACAGCAUCCUCCAGCAUGCCAAGGACUUCAAGGAGUACCACCGCUCCAUCACUGGAAAGAUCCAGAAACUCACCAAAGCUGUGGCCACCUACCACGCCAACACUGAGCGCGAGCAGAAGAAGGAGAACGAGCGCAUCGAGAAGGAGAGGAUGAGGAGGCUGAUGGCUGAGGAUGAGGAGGGCUACAGGAAGCUGAUCGAUCAGAAGAAGGACAAGCGGCUGGCCUACCUGCUGCAGCAGACGGACGAGUACGUGGCCAACCUGACGGAGCUGGUGCGCGCCCACAAGGCCGUGCAGGCCCUCAAGGAGAAGAAGAAGAAGAAGAAGAAGAAGCAGAAGCUGGAGAAUGCCGAGGGUCAGACUCCUGCUCUGGGCCCUGAUGGAGAGCCCCUGGAUGAGACCAGCCAGAUGAGCGACCUGCCGGUCAAGGUGAUCCACGUGGACAGCGGGAAGAUCCUGACCGGGGGGGACGCGCCCAAGGCCGGGCAGCUGGACGCCUGGCUGGAGAUGAACCCAGGGUACGAGGUGGCCCCCAGAUCCGACAGCGAGGACAGUGGGACAGAGGAAGAGGAGGAGGAAGAGGAGGAGCAGCCCCAGCCCUCACAGGCUCCCGUGGAGGAGAAGAAGAAGAUCCCCGACCCCGACAGCGAGGACGUGUCCGAGGUGGACGUCCGUCACAUAAUCGAACACGCCAAACAGGAUGUGGAUGAUGAGUACGGGAGCGCGGCCUUCGCCCGCGGGCUGCAGUCCUACUACGCCGUGGCCCACGCCGUCACCGAGAGGGUGGACAAGCAGUCCUCUCUGCUGGUGAACGGGCAGCUGAAGCAGUACCAGAUCAAGGGCCUGGAGUGGCUGGUGUCCCUGUACAACAACAACCUGAACGGGAUCCUGGCAGACGAGAUGGGCCUGGGCAAGACCAUCCAGACCAUCGCCCUCAUCACCUACCUCAUGGAGUACAAGCGCAUCAAUGGCCCCUUCCUCAUCAUCGUGCCACUCUCAACUCUCUCCAACUGGGUGUAUGAGUUUGAUAAGUGGGCCCCGUCUGUGGUGAAAGUCUCUUACAAGGGCUCCCCGGCUGCCAGGCGGGCCUUCGUACCUCAGCUGCGCAGCGGCAAGUUCAACGUGCUGCUCACCACCUACGAGUACAUCAUCAAGGACAAGCAAGUGCUGGCUAAGAUCCGCUGGAAGUACAUGAUCGUGGACGAGGGCCACCGCAUGAAGAACCACCACUGCAAGCUGACGCAGGUGCUGAACACGCACUACCUGGCGCCGCGCCGCGUGCUGCUGACCGGCACGCCGCUGCAGAACAAGCUGCCCGAGCUGUGGGCCCUGCUCAACUUCCUGCUGCCCACCAUCUUCAAGAGCUGCAGCACCUUCGAGCAGUGGUUCAACGCCCCCUUCGCCAUGACCGGAGAGAAGGUGGACCUGAACGAGGAGGAAACCAUCCUGAUCAUUCGCCGCCUGCACAAGGUGCUCCGCCCCUUCCUGCUGCGCAGGCUGAAGAAGGAAGUGGAGGCCCAGCUGCCCGAGAAGGUGGAGUAUGUGAUUAAGUGUGACAUGUCGGCCCUGCAGAGGGUGCUGUACAGACACAUGCAGGCCAAGGGCGUCCUGCUCACCGACGGCUCUGAGAAGGACAAGAAGGGGAAAGGGGGCACUAAGACCCUGAUGAAUACCAUCAUGCAGCUGAGGAAGAUCUGCAAUCACCCCUACAUGUUCCAGCAAAUCGAGGAGUCCUUCUCCGAGCACCUGGGGUUCACCGGAGGUAUAGUUCAAGGGCCCGACCUGUACCGCGCCUCGGGGAAGUUUGAGGUGCUGGACCGCAUCCUGCCCAAACUGCGGGCCACCAACCACAAAGUGCUGCUCUUCUGCCAGAUGACCUCGCUCAUGACCAUCAUGGAGGACUACUUCGCCUACCGCAACUUCAAGUACCUGCGCCUGGACGGCACUACCAAAGCGGAGGAUCGUGGGAUGCUGCUGAAGACCUUCAAUGACCCCGCCUCCCAGUACUUCAUCUUCCUCCUGAGCACCCGGGCCGGGGGGCUGGGCCUCAACCUGCAGUCGGCCGACACCGUGGUCAUCUUCGACAGCGACUGGAACCCCCAUCAGGACCUGCAAGCCCAGGACCGCGCCCACCGCAUCGGGCAGCAGAACGAGGUGCGCGUCCUGCGCCUCUGCACGGUCAACAGCGUGGAGGAGAAGAUCCUGGCCGCCGCCAAGUACAAACUCAACGUGGACCAGAAGGUGAUCCAGGCCGGCAUGUUCGACCAGAAGUCCUCCAGCCACGAGCGCCGCGCCUUCCUUCAGGCCAUCCUGGAGCACGAGGAGCAGGACGAGGUCGGGCCACGGCGGUCGGGCUCAGUGGGGGGGUGUGGCACAGUUGGGGUGUGGGAGGAGGACGAGGUGCCGGAUGAUGAGACAGUGAACCAGAUGAUCGCCAGGAGCGAGGAGGAGUUUGACCACUUCAUGCGGAUGGACCUGGACCGGCGGCGGGAGGAGGCCCGGAACCCCAAGCGCAAGCCGCGGCUGAUGGAGGAGGACGAGCUGCCCUCCUGGAUCAUCAAGGACGACGCGGAGGUGGAGCGGCUCACCUGCGAGGAGGAGGAGGAGAAGAUGUUCGGCCGCGGCUCCCGCCAGCGGAAGGAGGUGGACUACAGCGACUCGCUCACGGAGAAGCAGUGGCUCAAGGCAAUAGAGGAGGGCACGCUGGAGGAGAUCGAGGAGGAGGUGCGGCACAAGAAGACCACGCGGAAGCGCAAGCGGGACCGGGACCUGGACCCGCCGGGCCCGGCCACGCCCAGCUCCAGCGGCACGCGCAGCCGCGACAAGGACGAGGACGCCAAGAAGCAGAAGAAGCGCGGGCGCCCCCCCGCCGAGAAGCUGACGCCCAACCCCCCCACGCUCACCAAGAAGAUGCGGAAGAUCGUGGAUGCCGUCAUCAAGUACAAGGACACUAGCAACGGGAGGCAGCUGAGCGAGGUCUUCAUCCAGCUGCCGUCCCGCAAGGAGCUGCCCGAGUACUACGAGCUCAUCCGCAAGCCCGUGGACUUCCGCAAGAUCAAGGAGAGGAUCCGCAGUCACAGGUACCGCAGCCUGAGUGAUCUGGAGAAGGACGUGAUGCUGCUCUGCCAGAACGCACAGACCUUUAAUCUGGAGGGGUCGCUGAUCUAUGAGGACUCCAUCGUCCUGCAGUCCGUCUUCACCAGCGUGCGGCAGAAAAUCGAGAAGGAGGAAGACAGCGAGGGCGAUGACAGCGAGGAAGAGGAGGAAGAGGCAGACGAAGGCUCUGAGUCUGAGUCUCGCUCGGUGAAGGUGAAGAUCAGGUUGGGCAGGAAGGAGAAGGGUCUGGAGCGAGGGAAGGGCCGGCGCAGGAUGGGGCGUGGCUCCAGGGCCAAACCUGUGGUGAGCGACGACGACACUGAGGAGGAGCAGGAGGAGGAGCCCUCAGCCAGCGGCAGUGAAGAGGACUGAGCCACGGCUGAGUGGGCCAAUUACCCGCAGCGACUCACACCCAUGUCCUCAGCCACAACAGCCCCAGGGUAGUCUGGGACAUGUAGUCAGGGCCUUGUGAGGAUGGGGUAGUUUCACAUAGAUAGGCUGUUUUAUUUUGUGGACAAUGUAUCCGAUGAUUAAGUUAGCAUUAUGAAAUGAAACAACAAAGAGUAAGAAACUGAUACGGAAAAUAUUCUCUUCCGUAUUUGUACUGCUAUCCCAGUAUAAAAUGGGACCAUCUGUCUAGUCUUUGUUAGUUUUUUAAAUAUUAUUAGGUAUGUAGCUAAGCAACUGAACCAUGGACCAUGAGGACAUUUUAAAUUAAUUUUUAUUGUAUUUAUUUGUCAUGUAGUUUCUUUCCAAAGCAAAACUGAAUGUGAGCUUUUAGAGUCUGUGUAUUAUUCCAAACCCGUGAAUGCACGUGCGUGUUGUAUCUGUAAAAUGCUCUCCAUAUGGAUUAUAAUUUAAGAAGAACAAAGGGAGUGGUAGUAUACCUGUCUCUCUCCCCCCCAACAUCAGUCAGAGGGGAUUGGGGGUAUGGGUGCAGCCGUUUCGUGUUGGUGUUGGUGUAUCUCAAAAACAAUAAAGACAAAAAAAUCAA